Molecule: messenger RNA, 4533 nt
Organism: Penaeus indicus
Lineage: Eukaryota; Metazoa; Arthropoda; Malacostraca; Decapoda; Penaeidae
Product: platelet-derived growth factor receptor beta-like
Exons: 26
Coding region: 325-4533 (1402 amino acids)
Biological process (GO): protein phosphorylation; cell surface receptor protein tyrosine kinase signaling pathway; positive regulation of kinase activity
Cellular component (GO): signaling receptor complex; plasma membrane
Molecular function (GO): transmembrane receptor protein tyrosine kinase activity; ATP binding
Source: RefSeq, a predicted model, not a curated record
GUCUCGAACUUCACGGCCCCGAGCGCGCUGGGUGAUCGGGCCAAGGCAUUUCGAACCAAGUGUGAAAAAAACAAAACAAAAACGGAUCCGUUUAUUUAUCAUUUCUAUUUUUAAGAAGUUCGAGUAAAGAAAAGCGAAAUACAGUUUAGUAUAGAAAAGGAAGAUACAGUUUAGUGAAGAGAAAUAAGAUAUAAAUUUGCGUUUUUUGUGUGUGUACGUCGUGUAGAAGUGGUUGGAGAAAUAUUGGAAGAAAGUUUGGAUAAGAGAGAGACUGAUUUUCGAGGUUGCAUAUCCUGAUGACGGGCAGGUAGCAACCACUCCACCAUGAAGUUCUUCCUCUCUCUCGUUCUUCUGUUCCUCUGCCAAGCUGGAUGGGUGUUUGGCAGCAAUCCUCCUCGGUUGAAUGUUACAAAAGAUGUCAUUAUAGACACGCGUAAGGAAUUCUUUUUGAGCUUGAGAUGUGAGGGAACAGAGACACUCAACUGGAACUGGACAACUGGGCUUCCUCCCGAUGAAGAAAUAUUGAAAAUUGAACAUACCGAGCAUCCUAAUACUGAUUAUCCCUACGUUUCAACAUUCACGAUAACGCAUCCAGAAAUCGUAGAUACAGGAUAUUACUACUGCUUCUACAACAGUUCUGCGAAUCCAGCUACUGAUGCUGUAAAGGCUACAAGGACAUACGUUUAUGUUCAUGAUGGUAAUACUGGACUCCUACAAUCAAAUGGUUUUGAACACAUAACGGUAACGACAUCAGAAAAAAUGAUUCUUGAUUGUCGAACUACAAUGCCAAACAUUACAGUCAAACUCUUUAAAAAUGAUGAAGAGAUAACUUCCGAAGCUCAGUGGGAUUCACGUGUAGGUUUCAUCCGACGCAACUUGGUCAUUCAGGAUUCUGGUUCCUACCGUUGCCAUUCAGAAUUUGGUGAUGAGAUGCAUUACCUUGUUGAUAUUAUUCCUGGAUCUGAUACUAUUCCCAAGCCUGCAAUUGAAUGGGCUGCGAAUCAACCUUUUGUCGUUGGAUAUGACAUUAUUCUGAACUGUUCCCUCAUAUGGAAUGGCAAGGUGGUGUUCAGAUGGAAUCUUCCUAAUUCACAGGCAAACAUCACACAAAGGCAAUCUAAACUAAAGCGCUCAAACAGUACCUAUGAAGUCAGUACCCUCCAUGUGAUGAAUGCUUCUAAAAAGGAUAGUGGAGAAUAUAAAUGCAGUGUGUCAGCAUCAGGUUCAAAUCCAAAUGAAGAAACAAAGUUUAUAGACAUUAAAGAGACACAGACUCCAUACAUCAAUCUCUCCAGCGUGCCAGAAGUCAAGCUAAAUGAGGGUGAUACGCUGAGGUGGAAAACUGAAGUUUAUGCAUUUCCCUCAGAUCCACAGAUAAUUUACCGUAACUGGAGAGGGAGGGAAGUCCUCGAAACAGACAGGGUCACUACUGAGCAUAGAAUGAAUGAGGCUGAAUCAUGGCUGAGAAUCAAAAAUGCUUCUGUGAUAGACUUUGGGAACUAUACUAUAGAGGUGUCGUCCAGAGAUGAAACUGAAAGAGAAAGCACGUCUGUUUUUGUCUAUAUUAAGAGCAAACCCCAUGUCACACUCUAUGGCAUACCACUAAGUAUAGAUGUUGGUGAGAUGAUAAAUGCAACAUGCAUCUCGAGAAGCUAUCCUAUGCCGGAAGUAGAUUGGAUGUUCCAGGAGUGUCCCAAUGGACCCCAAAACUGUGGUUCUUCAUUUGAAAGAAUGGAGGUACGUAAUCCUGUAGUAUCGGAGCCUGAUCCUGGAAACAGGAAGGAUGUAAAAGCCUCAUUUUCUUUUAACUCCUCUGGGCUUCUCAAAUGCAAUGCCACCAAUGAAAAUGGAAAUGGGAAAGCAAUCCAGGCAGUUGUCAUUAGUGAUAUUGAUGGGAAUUUUGUCUUCAGACAUAUUGGCCGAAACAUAACCACAGAGCUUACUAGAACUAGACAGAAAAUUUUAGAGAUUACUGAGAAUGAUGAUUUUUACCUGGAGUGUGGAGCAGUUAGGUUUAGCUAUAAGAGAGUCCGCCUUGAAAGUCCAGAGUUGUCAGUAAAGGAGAAAGUUUCAAAUUAUACCCUGGUUAAAUAUGUAGAGACAAACAAAGUAGCGCUGAGCUCUCAGGUAACGUACCGGUGCUCGGCUGAACAGCAUGUGACAGGUGAUGAAGAAGUCCGAGAAGUUACUUUCAAAGUCUACAAAGAGGAGAUGGUAACAUUCACAGAGGAGGCCAAUGUGAGACCUGAAGGUUUUGAAUUGCAAAUCGAGGAAAACAAACCCUUCACACUGAACUGUGGCGUAACUGGAAUGCCGAGACCUGUUGUGAAGUGGUUCAAGGAUGGCAAACUUCUGACACGAGACAGCGAAUUCUUUGAUGGGACAACCUUUUUCGACAAAAAUCAUCAGAGCAUUGAAUUCACCUACAUCUUUGAGCAAAAGCAUGUAGGCAUCUAUACCUGUCGAGCAGAAAACAGGCUGGGUGUUCUGGAAGGGAGUUUAACAAUCACCGUCCCAGCACCAGGACUUAGCACUGGAACAAAAAUUGGCCUGGCAUUUGCCUUUAUUGGAAUAUUGAUCCUGAUAGUCGUUGUAGUUGUGCUCGUGAGAAGGGUCAAGGAAGAGAGAAAGUUCCGAAAAUCAUUCAGAAAGAACGAACUGUAUCUCUUUGAGAAAGGCAACAUUGGCCAGUUGAAUCCUGAUUGCACGGCAGAUGAGCAAGCUGAGUUAUUGCCUUAUAGCCCAGAGUGGGAGAUCCAACGGGAUGACAUAACUUUAGGAAGGCAGCUGGGUGCAGGAGCCUUCGGCAGAGUGAUCAAAGCAACCGUCAUGGGCCUCUUUGAUGAUGAACCAAAGACCACAGUCGCUCUGAAGAUGUGCAAGAGUCAGUCAGAUCAGUCACAUGUCCAAGCGCUUACAAGAGAACUGAAGGUCAUGAUACAUCUUGGCAAACAUUUGAAUAUUGUCAAUCUUAUGGGAGCCAAUACAGUCAACAUUGGCAAGGGUGAGCUGUGGAUCCUGGUGGAAUACUGUCGCUAUGGCAACCUCCUGUUGUUCAUGCAUCGGCAUCGGAAGAACUUUGUCAACCAGAUAAACCCAGUGACUGGAAAGAUUGACUCAAUGAAGAUUGUGCAAGAAGCCUCCACACCUCUCUCACCUGUAUCACAAGGGACAAGGUAUGGCUACCAACCCACUCCAGUCACAGACAUGGAUGGCUACUUAGCACCAACGCCAAAAAAAUUCAACCUAGCGUCUGUUCCUAGAGGAAACCACAAUCCAUCCUCACCCCCACAGUCUCCAACCUCAGGCACGAACUCUUCCGAUGGGAGUUCAAGGCCUGAAGGACCACCUCACCAUUAUGUGGAUAACCCUGGAUAUAGUAAAGGCUUCAUUCGUUCAGUAAGCGAGUCACAACAUGGGGAAAUGCAUCCAGCUUUUGGCCUGACAUCGAGCAGCACCUCUGGAGGAUCUCGUAUAUCAGACGCCAGGAAUUCCAAAGGCUCACACACACCCUCUGACCAAAGAUCUGUUGGAUACUACCGAGAGAACCAACAAAUCGUCAAUACGGAUAUGACGUUGCUGCAUUCAUCAACUUCCCCUAUGUCUCCUGUGUCUAACUUCCCUCUCUCUCCAACCGAUUCUAACCAUGUAAGUGACCUUGGAGUAGAUUCACAAGGUAACCCAUUCACAUUUGACACUGGCCUCAUUCCUGGCAUAACAGCACCAUUUACCACAAGUGAUCUGGUGUCUUGGGGUUGGCAGGUGGCGCAAGGCAUGGAAUACCUCUCACGUAGAAAGGUUUUGCAUGGAGAUCUUGCAGCACGUAAUCUCCUGUUAGCAGACAAUAAUGUGGUCAAGAUCAGUGACUUCGGGUUAUCACGUGAUAUGUACAAAAAAGAUAUCUACAUGAAGAAGGGAGAUGAUUUGAUGCCUAUCAAAUGGAUGUCAAUAGAAGCCAUUCGUGACCGCAUCUUCAGUGUGCAGAGCGACGUGUGGGCAUAUGGAGUCACACUGUGGGAACUGUUCACUCUUGGUUCAACUCCUUAUCCAGGUGUAGAGGUGAACAAGGACUUCUUGACCUUCCUUGAGAAUGGAAAUCGAAUGGACAGGCCAAAAUAUGCAAACCAAGAAAUAUACAAACUCCUUCUCGAGUGCUGGAGUGUGGAGCCUUUGGACCGGCCAACCUUCAGCAUGUGUGCAGAUAGAUUAGGAAUACUCAUGUUACCUGAUCUAAGAGAGGUGCUUAUAUAUACACAAUAUCUGCUCUUCUUAUUCAGCUUUUGCCCCGAGGGGUCGGAAGAGCCAGCCCAAAGCAACCCAUCUGACGAAGAGUCCAAAGAGCAAAUGACGGAAAAUUCGUCACUCAUAGGAGAGGAAUCCCAGCAUGGCUCGAAAGACAGUCUUAGAGGUUCUGACAAGGAUAAAACCUCCCUAAAAAGUUUGGAAAGUAAUUCUGCGAGAAACUCUGGGGACGAUCACAAUGUGCCGUAUAUCAACCUUGUGAGUCACGGAUGCGAUUAUGUGAAUGUGUAA